Molecule: messenger RNA, 452 nt
Organism: Amphimedon queenslandica
Lineage: Eukaryota; Metazoa; Porifera; Demospongiae; Haplosclerida; Niphatidae
Product: rRNA 2'-O-methyltransferase fibrillarin-like
Exons: 2
Source: RefSeq, a predicted model, not a curated record
AUGGCUGAAGGUUUGGGGGAAAGAGAGAUAGAUCUCCUUUUGGAUGAUGAGAUGGAGGAUUCUCCACAAAGAGAUGGCAAUUCUGCCAAUUUGACACCGCCACCUGCUCCUCGUGGUCAAGGUGGUUCUCCUCCCCGGGGUGGUGGAGAUACAGGAAGAGGAGGUGAAGUGGACGUGGGUCGUCAUCACAAUGAUGUAGGUGGGGGCGAAUCUGGUGUACGUGGUCGUGAUGACGACCAAGAUAAUGCUUAUGGAGCUGUAGAGCCACACCAGGGACGGGGAAGAGGCAGGGGAGUUGGAGAAGGUAGGGGAGAUGGAAGAGGAGAAAACAGGGGAGGUGGAAGAUCUAGAGGAGGAAGCAGGGGAGGUGGACAAGGCAGGGGAGGUGGACAAGGCAGGGGAGGUGGACGAGGCAGGGGAGGUGGACGAGGACUAGGUCAUGGUGGUGGAAG